Molecule: messenger RNA, 5071 nt
Organism: Conger conger (European conger)
Lineage: Eukaryota; Metazoa; Chordata; Actinopteri; Anguilliformes; Congridae
Gene: tlr1
Product: toll-like receptor 1
Exons: 2
Coding region: 160-2538 (792 amino acids)
Biological process (GO): toll-like receptor signaling pathway; immune response; inflammatory response
Cellular component (GO): membrane
Molecular function (GO): protein binding; transmembrane signaling receptor activity
Source: RefSeq, a predicted model, not a curated record
GCCUUAUACAUGGUUUUAAUGACAAUCAGCAUUGGAGGGCUGAGGAGACCAUAACCCUCAGAGAGUCUGACAUGUGAACCAGAAGAAGACAACAGGAGGACAAACGGACAUCAACAAAGUGUUCUCAGGCUCUUAGAGAAGACAACUGUCUGGUCAGCUAUGAAGAGCAUGGUGUUGAUUCUGUGGACUAUGUGUGUUAGCACAGUUCAUAAUACAUUUGCAUUGGAAAUGCAGACAAUAAACAAAGACCUCUCAUUUCAAAACUUGACAUCAGUUCCCAAGGGGUUAUCUUCCUCCAUCGAGUCUCUAGAUCUCUCCCACAACAGAAUAGAGAGACUGAACAAUGAUGAUUUCUCAGCCUUGUUUAAUCUGAAAUUCCUCAAUAUGUCUUGGAACAUCAUUGAAGUCAUCAAUCCUGAUGCAUUCAAACCAACAUCAAAACUGGAGUACCUUGAUCUUUCACACAACAAGCUUCAGAACCUGUUGGAGCAGGAUUACCUACUCUCCACUCCCAAACUGCUGUUCCUGGACUUGACGUUCAAUAACUUUUCUGUAAUGACUCUUGGACAUAUGUUCCAUUCACUAAAAAAUUUGCAGAACUUGGGGCUCAGUGCCGAAGUGUUAAAGAGUAAGGACUUUCAGAAUAUUAUUGACAUACCGCUACAGAAUAUGUUCUUACAAUUGGAAAAUCUCACCACGUAUGAAGACGGCAGCUUGCGAAACAUCCAAUCCAAGAAACUGGGCAUUGUUGUCUCAAACCGUGACACAGACAAAGCACUGAUUGCUGAUGCUCUGUCCAUAUGUAAUACAGUAGACCUAGCAGGCAUCAACAGUAGCCAAACUUACCUUUCAAGAGUUCUAAGACAACGGCCAAGCAUCAAAACGUCACAUCUUUACCUGACUAACAUUGUGAUGUCUUGGCCCGAGGCUACUGACUUGAUCAAUAUCGUUCUCCAGUCAUCCAUCAAAGAGCUAUAUUUAUGUAGGGUAACCCUUGUCGGCCAAAUCAGUUCGGCCAAGUUAAGCCCUGUGUCUCACCUGCGGUCUUUUAGCGUUAGAGGGGUUACCAUUACUAAUUUCUUUUUCUUCCAAGGUGACAUUUAUAGUUUCUUGAUCGACAUGAAGGUUGAGCGUUUGACCCUUACAGAGACAUCAUUGAUACAAAUGACCUGUCCCAAUGCGCCUAGCCCAAUACAAUUCAUGGACUUCACCGACAAUGCCUUUACCGAAAAUAUUUUUUACACCGGUGGGACAGAAUGUGUGGAACUACAGAAACUUCAGACCUUGAUUUUAAGAGAAAAUCGUGUGCAGAACCUAAAGGAUCUGAGCAAACGACUACAGAACAUGAUCUCACUGCAACACCUGGACAUCAGUUUGAACUCACUGGUGUACUCAGAUGGAUCUGGGAAUUGUAACUGGCCUUCCAGCAUAGUCCAUUUGAAUCUGUCCACCAACACCCUAGGCAAAUCUGUCUUCAGCUGCCUCCCUAUGAACAUAGAAACUCUGGACCUGUCUAACAAUCGGAUCGAUGCCCUCCCAAACAAACUCUUCCAUCUGGACAUGUUGAGGCUCCUGGACCUUAGCUCCAACCAGCUCCUGGAAAUCCCUAGUUGCCAUGGUUUCCCAAACCUGGAGGUGUUCCUUCUAAGAGAAAACGCCCUCUACACUCCAUCCAUGCUCUUCGUGGCCAGCUGCCCGCGCCUGAGAGAAAUGGACGUGGGAGGGAACCCGUUCAUGUGCACCUGUCCCCUGAGGGAGUUUGCAGCCCUGCAGCAACAUUACCCCAUUAAACUCCUCCACUGGCCUCCAGCUUACAGCUGCAGAUAUCCAGAAUACUGGAGGGGUAAGCUCCUCAGGGACUUCCGCUUGCCAGCUAUAUCUUGCAACGGCGGAUUCCUGGCGGCCGCCAUCCUCUGCCCGAUCGUGACUGUUGCCGUCGCCACGUUUGUGCUGUGCAAGAGGUUGGACGUGCCCUGGUACCUGAAAAUGUCCUGCCAGUGGAUGCGGGCGAAACGUCGGGUGAGGCGGCAAGAGGACCUGGAGGGGGUUCACUUUCACGCCUUCGUGUCAUACAGCCAGCACGAUGCCGACUGGGUGAAGGACCACCUCCUGCCGGGCCUCGAGGAGGGUGGGACGCUGCGAAUCUGCCAGCACGAGAGGAACUUUGUCCCGGGUAAGACCAUCGUGGAGAACAUCGUUCAGUCCGUGGAGAGGAGCUACCGCUGCGUCUUCGUGCUGUCCUCACACUUCGUCCGUAGCGGCUGGUGCCACUAUGAGCUGUACUUCGCCCAGCACCAGCGGCUGUCCCGUGGUUAUGAUAGCGUCAUCCUUAUCCUGCGGGAGCCCCUGCCUCAGUACCUCAUCCCCUCCAAGUUCUACCAGCUGAAGGCCAUGAUGGCUCAACGUACUUACCUGGAGUGGCCGCAGGACCCCAACAAGCACAAGCUGUUCUGGGCCCACCUACGGGCUGCCCUUAAUGCCCCCCUGCCUGUGACCCCCAACCAAGACUGGGAGCCUCAGAGAUUGGGGGACCUGUGAUUGUCUGGGUGUGUACACGACCCCUCGAGCUUCUGCUUCAAGAAUGUGACAAAUAAUAAUCAACGAAGCCAAAGUAGUUGCUCAAUUAUUGCAUGUAGAAAUAGGGUCAGUCUUCAGUUGUUAGGCCAACAUCACUCAGCUAAUAGAAGUUCAAUGAGGUCAAACAAACUUUCAUUUCCAAGGAGCUACAAUUGAAAUAAGAGCAGACAGAACCAAAAGGACAGUUUAGACCAAAGAUUUGCAAUGAGCUGCGACUGCAUGGCAACUCCUUGCAAAACGCGCUGUUUGCAACAUUUUAAACUGAACCGUUCACAUCAAAGUGACAAGAAGAGACACUGUUUACGGUUGCCAUCGUUUACAAUUCUUUACGUGCUGAUUGGCAAGGAAAACAACCAUAGCACUGAUGUAUGUUGCAUCCUAAAACUCAUCACUCUAAAAUGGUUUCAUUGUGUAACAAAUCUGGAGUUUGAACUUGCCCCUAGACUUCACCUCCUGCUCUAAAGUUUUCUGUUUUCUAUGUGUUUCUUGAAUUCCAAAUGGGUGGAGCCACCGUGUGUCAGGAGUUAUUCACUGAUCAGGACAUGUCAUUAUAUUUUACUCCAGAGGGCCGUGUUUUUCAUUGCAACUCCACACAUUGCACAAUGAGCUACACUCUUUCAUGCCUAAGGGACAUGCAUUGUCAGAUAAAUUCCAGAACCAAAACUAAUGAUUCUAACCGCUGUUAUUUCUGAGUAUGAUGUGUAUAUGUUCCAUUUCCAGUCCCUCACCUCAAACACACAUUCUCUUUCGCUUGUGGCCUGGUAUACACAGUGUUUCUGUGCAAUUGUGAAACCUUUAUUUCUGAAGUGAGAUUCUCCUGUCUGGUUCCUAAUAUCCUUAGGGCAGUCUCUUUCACAUCGUCAGCACAAACAGAGGUUUCGAGUUCCUCCACAGCUGAAUGUACAGCGCUGUCAGAAUGACUAGCCGCAACUGCAGGGUUAUGCAAAUAUCAAAUGAGCUGAAACUUCAGUGUCACAAACUACAGCAAUGUAGUGAAGCCCUGGUGAAAAUAGAGGCUACAACGAAGGGGCCUGGUUGAAGCCAAUAACAGUUACGCACCACAAGAGGGAAACCUGUCUUCAGUUUAUUGGAGCAAGAGCUCUAACAUACUGGCUCUAGCAGACUGCCUGUGGACUGUGUGGGUUUAGAGUUUGUUCCCAUGCUGUUUGCACAUACAGUGAGAAAGCCCACACUAGGCCAUUACAAGACCCAUUUGUGCCCUGGUUAAGGAGGAUAUUGGAGAGCUGACAAGAGGCAGUACAAUAAUCACUUUUGGUCCCAUUAGGGCCAAAAGCAGGCUACCCAAUUAAAAUGUGGUUCUGGGCCCAUAGUAAAACCACUCCACAAUACAAUAAAAUGUUCAGUGUUCAAUCAGAUCUUCCAGAAUACAUAUGGUUCCUAUUGUACCCAUAUAUAAUCUGAUAGAGUUGAAUUGAAAUGUAAAUACUACAUGAUUAUGCUAUCAUUAUCCAUUAUGAGCUAAAAGGCAAAGCUGAUCCUCGGUUGGUGCUCCUACUCUAUGAUCCUUUACGAAUACAGUCCUUGCUGUGGUGCCAAGCAUAUGAUACUGUAGGCUAACAUCAAUAAGGGUGGAACAAAACCGGCUGCCCACAAAGCCCCGAAGUGUUGCUUCCAUGUAAAACUUUCCAGAUGCCCUGUUGUGAAUAUUUUCUCCCUCCGCUAAAUGAAUGUGGACAUGUUUGUGAAUCAAUGAAUAUGGUUUUCAAUGAAUGUGAUUUAUACAACCUUUGACUUAUGAAUCCAAUGUCAUAGUGGAAUCAAGCACUGUACAUACACUCACUGAGCACUUUAUUAGGAACAGCUACUUAUUCAUGCGAUUAUCUAAUCAGCCAAUCAUGUGGCAGCAGUGCAAUGCAUAAAAUCAUGCAGAUAUGGGUCAGGAGCUUCAGUUAAUGUUCACAUCAACCAUCAGAAUGGGGGGAAAAUGUGAUCUAAUUGACUUUGACUGUGUAACACAACAGUCUCUAGAGUUUGCAUAGAAUGGUGCGUUAAAUGCCUUGUUAAUGAGAGAGGUCUGAGGUGAAGGGCCACACUGAUCAAAGCUCACAGGAAGGUGAAAGUCAAGCAAAUAACCACGCAUUACAAAAGAGGUAUGCAGAACAGCAUCUCUGAAUGCAUCAAACCUCCAUGUAGAUAAGUUACAGCAGCAGAAGCAGCAAAUAAGUUUAAUAAAUACCUAAUAAAAUGCUCAUUGACUGUAUAAAAACAUGCAAUUUAAAAAAUGAUAUACCCCUGCAGUGCAUUGUUUAAUUAAGGUUUAAUUUUAUUUUUAUUAAGGCUUUUAGUAAGGUAUUUAAAGGCAUCUAUGUAAAUUUGUAAAACACACCCUAUAUAGUGGCUGCAUUAAAGAUAUCAACUAUUCUUAUUCACAAAAGUAAUUGCUGUGGGGCUUGUAUUGUUGAUGUGACCACAAUUUCUAUGCAAAUAAGCUAAAAUAAAAUAAAUAAAUAAAAAAUACACACAACAAUGUUAA